This is a messenger RNA of Mesorhabditis spiculigera, 1614 nucleotides long. NCBI's taxonomy places the organism in Eukaryota, Metazoa, Nematoda, Chromadorea, Rhabditida, Rhabditidae. The record is from the annotation of a GenBank genome assembly.
AUGCCCGACGAGGAGGAGAACACCGACGUCGAGGGGACCGCCACCAAAUUCGAUGCACCGCCCGAAGAUGCUGGUCAGCCACUGGCGCGCGAUGCGGAUGAGGAGAUUUACCGGGUCGGCAAAACCGAGUUGGCGCCUGCAACCCGGUGCACUGACGAGGAGAUUGCCGAAAAGCGACAAUUCUGGCGGAAACGGCUCGCCGAUGGGCCAAUCAAGUACAUCGUCGCGCCGAUGGUUGACCAGAGCGAACUGGCCUUCCGGAUGAUGAUGAAGGCUCACGGGGCCCACCUCACCUUUACACCGAUGAUCCACGCGCACCUGUUCGUCAACGACACGACGUAUCGCCGGAAUGCGCUCUCCUUCUGCGCCAAGGAUCGCCCGCUUGUCGUGCAGUUCUGCGCCAACAAGCCGGACACGUUUUUGGCGGCAUGCCGCCUCGUGGAGGGCUACUGUGACGGGGUCGACCUGAAUCUCGGUUGCCCACAAAUGGUCGCCAAGCGAGGACGGUACGGCUCUUAUCUGCAGGAUGAGGUGGACCUGAUUUGCACGAUGGUUCGCGGGGUGCGAGACUAUUGCCGUCUGCCCGUAUCGUGCAAAAUUCGAAUCCGCGAGUGUCGCCAGCAGACCGUGCAAUACGCACGGCGAUUGGUCGACGCCGGCGCUUCGAUGUUGACGGUGCACGGCCGGACGAGGGAGAUGAAGGGCGCCGAGACCGGGAUUGCCGACUGGAGCCGCAUCAAAGACGUCGUCGACGCCGUGGAUGUGCCAGUCAUUGGGAAUGGCAAUAUACAGAUGGCCGGCGACGUGGAGCGGUGUAUGGCCGAAACGGGCGUCGUUGGCGUGAUGUCGGCCGAAGGUAUUCUCAACAACCCACUCCUCUUCACCGGCCAACAAAUGGAGAGCUCUCGGGUUGCCGAACAAUAUCUGGAAUUCGCCAAGAAAUUCGAGGCGGGCGUGUCGGCCAUUCGAGCACACAUUUUUCGGAUUUGCCAUCACAGUAUGCUCGAGUACCCGGACCUCCGAAAACGACUGGGCGUCGUCUUCCGGAUGGCCGAUUUUGAUGAAAUCGUGGCCGAGCUGCGCGCAAGGACCACGCCCAUCGCCCUGGAGCCCGACAAUGUGGCCCGUGUCCAAAAGGCGGCCGCGCUUUUUGAGGAGAUACGAAAUGGACAUCGCACGCUGGACAUUGUCCAGGUGGCUGGAACCCCACACUGGCUGGUGAAGCCCUAUUUCCGGUUGGCCGAGCUGGCGAAGGAACGGCAAGGCGACGACGACGACGGCCCGACGUACAAGGAGAAGCGAAAGGAGGAGCUGAAAGAGCUCGCUGAAAAACACGGGCUUUCGCUCAAACAAGUCCGAAAACGGGAGCGCCGCCAAAUCUCGAUGGAGCGCAAAUUUCAUCGGACGCAACAAUCCAAGUACACGCCGUGCGCGCGUUGCGGACAACCAUCUGGCCAAGGCUGUGCGGGGAUCCACUGCCGAAAGUGCUGUCGAUGGACGUGCAAACGGGACAACGCCGAUUGCAAGACGCAUCGCUACAAAUUCUCGCAUCUACUCCUCGCCGUCCCAACCCUACCAGAAGCCCCCGACCACGAGGAGCAUGAAGCCGAUGCC